Ostrea edulis (European flat oyster) is the source of this 2915-nucleotide messenger RNA. RefSeq lists its product as uncharacterized. The transcript has 12 exons. NCBI's taxonomy places the organism in Eukaryota, Metazoa, Mollusca, Bivalvia, Ostreida, Ostreidae. The coding region runs from base 634 to 2160 and encodes 508 amino acids. The record is from RefSeq and is a predicted model, not a curated record.
UCGGAUACGUGCUUGUAAUUCACUUUGUUAUUCUACCAAUGAAACAAAUGUAUAACCUUUGUUGUAACUAAAAAUCAUGAAUACUAUGUUAUAUGGUAAGCCUACGGUCGUCGUUCGUUAACGGUAUGAUACUUAUCCUAAUGUGUAAAAACUUGUGAAGUACAUCCGUUUUCGUCUACAAUUGUGGGAAUCCUUUUGUUGUGCAGGUGACAUAUAUUUUUGUUAGAUUUCACAGACUACAAUUUUGGUAUAGUUGGUUGCAUAUUGUUUAACGUCCCUCUCGAGAUUUUUUACUCAUAUGGAUCCGUCACCAUCAUCGGUGAAGGAUGCAGACUUUAGGCCUAUGCUCAUGGCAAACAGGAGGAAUCUUUUAAGCCAAACCUGCUUUGACACUGAGUCUCAUUAUAACGGUUUCACCUGAAGGACCACCCUAUUUAGUUUCAUCUUACCACAUGCAAGGGGUAAUGAGGACCUAUCUAACCCGGAUCUCCCGGGCUCUGUUUUGUGAUACAUGUCCAUGCAUCAACUGUGAAAGUGGAAAAAGUAUACCUCAAUUGGACAGACUCGAACGAGGCAUGUGUCUUACUGGAUUUCCUUAGUGUGAAACCCAAUUUUAAGACGCUUGUGGCGGACAUGAAACAAAAUGAAAAGUACUGGAUUAAAGAUAAUGUGGUGGAAAGAAGCGUCGUGACCAAAGGUUGCCAGACGAAAGUAAACGUUUUGAAUUCGACUACAAUAGAAGACAAUAUUCUUUCAAAAUGCUUUCAAUUCUGCUCCGAAUCUAGCGACACAGUUGGGAUACAGGAAAACAACUGUUCCUGUCUUUCAAAUCUGAAUAACAGCUUCGAUAAUGUCUGUGAUGAUCAAUGUGUAUGGACGAACGAACAAUGUAAAGAAAUAGCUGCAUUUUCUGUUUAUGAAAGAAAAGAUUAUAAAAGCAUCCUGAGUGGUUAUCGUUUCGACCGUUGUAUUACCCUAUUUUACACCCAACAACUGUUUUGGACUAAAACUGAUUGCUCAAAGAAAUGUCACUAUAUAUGUCAAAAAAAUGGAGAUUUACUUGUAAACUCCCAAGAAGAGGUUACUUGGCUGGAGGCUGUUUCCAUAUGUGCUAGGAAUCAAUCAGUGUUGGCGAACAUUCUACCAGAAACUAACGUUAAAUUGCCCCGAAAUGCUAGAUAUCGUCUAUCGUAUUGGGUUGGAAUACGGCAACACUAUGAAACAGUUUCAGAUGAUAAAUCUGUAUGCCAUUACAUUGAGCGUUAUAACUCAAACGAUAUUAUAUAUGGAGCAGAGACGUGUACGAAGGAGUUACACUACAUUUGUUUGAAUGAAAACACUACCUCCACGAGUAUGGUUAAACCAAGUGCUUCUACACAGCAACACCCAGUGUCGGGCACAAACAGUCAAGAAACACCCAUUCAAACACAAAGGAUGAGAGAAACUCUAAAUUCAGAAACAGUUUAUACUGCCAAUGAACCUUCAAAACGAAGAUCCAACGAGAGACAGGUCCACAGAGUUUAUGAGGACACAUCGAACCGCCUUUCACUUUACAACUUAGUACGAGCGCGUGGCUUUAGAGGAGAUAAAGUAUUCGCAGACCGCAUCAGUAUAAGUUGGAAAUCAUCAAUACAAGUUUAUCGAAGUUUUAACUCCACGUCUAUUUUGGGUGCAGUGGUUGGUGUCCUGGUAAUCAUAGCAAUACUGCUUCUAGCUAUUGUAUGUCUGUUUAAACGAUUUCGCAGAAGAAAUUCAGGAUCGAAAUAUCAGUCACCAUCUGUAGUAUUCUCGAAUGCUCCAAGGCGUGACAGUAAACAAUCACAGGAAAAAUCAGUGAAGUCGACCCCUGUAAAACCCACCCGAAGGUCAAAGAAAUCCAACUCAAACUCGAUAGUGCAGGGAAUAGCUUACGAAAACAUUGUACUGUCAUUUGAGGAUCCGUCGACAAUUUCUCGUGUAAUAAGUUCCUCAUCCACAGUCAAACAAGAAACGAAAGACGAAGAUACUUAUGACGUCAUGGGUGCAUCUAACACAAACGAAAACACGACCAACGUCAGUCAGAAUGUCUACGGAUUUACUUCAUCAUCCGACGAUUAUGACGUCAUGGAUAGGGGGAUUACACGCACCGAAGAACAAAAUCCUUACUACGAUCACAUGUAACACAUUACAGAAAAGGUUGUGUUGAAUAUCGCCUAAAACGUGCAGGCACGCAUUAUAUGCAUUAUCUUAACUUAUGGUUUUUCAUCGCCUAGUUUAUAGAAAAUUUCAAAGACCAAUGUGUAGUUGUUUUUAAGAGUGGAGGCCAAUGUACCUAUCCAUAUAUCAUUUUGAUGAUAGCCACUUGUUUUUUUAACGCUAGUCAUCAGUAGUAAGUUUAAGACUUAUCAACCAUAAAAUUACAUUAUUCCUACAUUUUACAUUUCAAAUGACGUAUCCCAUAAGCAGCAAGAGUAUUUCUACUAUCAGAGUAUAUAGGGUGUGUUAUGUCUUGAAUUAAGCAAUUUUACUCUCAACAGUAUAGAUAUACACAUCAUAAGUUGAAGACGUUAUUUUCAUUAUAUGAUCAAAUUGAAAUCAACUCCUUUUUUCGUUAGAAAUAAGUAAAUUUUUUACUUAUUUUAGUAGAUCAAAAUAUUUCUAAGUCAUUUUUAUCAUUGCUAUAAAAUUAAUUGUAUAUUGCUCACAAACAAUAUUCAUCUAAUUGUGUUUAUAUUUUUAAUUUGGCGAGGUACAAGGAAUUUCAUGCAUUUGGCGUGAGUCCUAGUAAACGCACGUAUAUUGUAUGGAAGCCAAUCAUGUUUUGUUGAAUCAUAUCUAAAUCAUUUGCCGGACUUCUAUCUUUAAAAAACUGUUUAAAAUAUUCAGUGUUCUUUUUGAAUAUUUAUGAAUCAUUAAAGCAAUUUCUCAUGAUGAUA